This is a messenger RNA of Ostrinia nubilalis (European corn borer), 882 nucleotides long. It is a transcript of the gene orb2, whose product is annotated as translational regulator orb2. The coding region runs from base 2 to 856 and encodes 284 amino acids. The transcript has 7 exons. Gene Ontology annotation, molecular function: mRNA regulatory element binding translation repressor activity; mRNA 3'-UTR binding; translation factor activity, RNA binding. The record is from RefSeq and is a predicted model, not a curated record. Lineage: Eukaryota; Metazoa; Arthropoda; Insecta; Lepidoptera; Crambidae. Gene Ontology annotation, cellular component: neuron projection; cytoplasm; synapse. Gene Ontology annotation, biological process: negative regulation of cytoplasmic translation.
GAUGUGCGUGAGUGCACUCGGGUCGCCGGCGCGGUCGUCGCCGGUCUCCGCCGGAUCGGAGCACGGCGAGCGGUUCAGCCGGAAAGUGUUUGUCGGCGGGCUGCCGCCGGACAUUGAUGAAGACGAGAUAACGUCGUCAUUCCGGCGCUUCGGCCCGCUGGUGGUGGACUGGCCACACAAAGCGGAGAGUAAGAGCUACUUCCCGCCGAAGGGCUACGCGUUUCUACUCUUUCAGGAUGAGAGCUCCGUAGCGGCGCUGAUGGAAGCCUGCAUAACCGACGAGGACAAGCUCUAUCUGUGCGUGUCGUCGCCCACGAUCCGCGACAAGCCGGUGCAGAUCCGGCCGUGGAAGCUGGCGGACGCGGACUUCGUGCUGGACGCCAGCAUGCCGCUCGACCCGCGCAAGACCGUCUUCGUGGGCGGCGUGCCGCGCCCGCUGAAAGCUGUGGAGCUGGCGAUGAUAAUGGACCGGCUGUACGGCGGCGUGUGCUAUGCUGGCAUCGACACCGACCCCGAGCUCAAGUAUCCUAAGGGCGCGGGCCGCGUGGCGUUCUCGAACCAGCAGUCUUACAUCGCGGCCAUUUCUGCGCGCUUCGUCCAGUUGCAACACGGCGACAUCGACAAGCGUGUUGAGGUGAAGCCGUACGUGCUGGACGACCAGAUGUGCGAUGAGUGUGCGGGCGCGCGCUGCGGUUCUAAGUUCGCGCCAUUCUUCUGUGCGAACGUCACCUGCCUCCAGUACUAUUGCGAGCACUGCUGGGCGACCAUUCACUCGCGACCGGGCCGCGAGUUCCACAAGCCGCUCGUCAAGGAAGGCGCCGACCGCCCGCGCGCGGUGCCCUUCCGCUGGUGUUAGUGCGACGAGGUGAGGGCGCGGUGGUU